AGCUAGGCAGGCAGCAUGGGUUGGUCUCAGCAUCUGUUUCGUUCCUUGCGGAGAGUAUUGUCAAAGGAAGUGAAACAACACGUGGGCACGGACCAGUUCGGGAACAAAUACUACUAUAUCCCGGAGUACAAGAAUUGGAGAGGACAAACUAUUCGAGAGAAAAGAAUUGUAGAAGCAGUGCAGAAAAAAGAAGAAGACUAUGGAAUAGGGGAUAUCCCAACAGAGUGGGAAGCUUGGAUUAGAAAAACAAGAAAGAUACCACCAACUAUGGAGGAAAUCUUAAAGAAUGAAAAAUAUAGAGAUGAAAUGAAAAUGAAAAGUCAAGACUUUUAUGAAGAAAAACUCCUAAGUAAAGGGGAAUUUUUGGCUCCACCUGUUCAAACUCAAAUUAAAGGACAUGCCUCUGCUCCAUACUUUGGAAAGGAAGAGCCCUCAACAGACCCUACCAGCACUGGUAAAACUUUUCAGCCAGGAUCCUGGAUGCCACAAGAUGGCAAGAGCCAAAAUAAGUGA
Orycteropus afer afer is the source of this 513-nucleotide messenger RNA. RefSeq names its product NADH:ubiquinone oxidoreductase complex assembly factor 2 (gene NDUFAF2). NCBI's taxonomy places the organism in Eukaryota, Metazoa, Chordata, Mammalia, Tubulidentata, Orycteropodidae. The record is from RefSeq and is a predicted model, not a curated record. Gene Ontology annotation, biological process: mitochondrial respiratory chain complex I assembly. Gene Ontology annotation, cellular component: membrane.